UUGCAGUUGUGUGUCUUUGCACUUUGUCAGCUUCCAGAUAUGAUGAACAGCUCAUCAUCUGGACCCCAGGACAACUGUACAUGGCCUUGCCAGAGCACUCAGCAACCAGGGGCCCCAGUGUGGCCCAGCCAGCCAUACCAACCUUGCUGGCCCUAUCAGCCCAACCAGGCUAACUGGCCUGGGAUGCAGCCCACUGUACCGAACUGGCCAGGUUACCAGCCAGCACCACCCACCCAGCCACUUUGGCCAAGUCCUCCAUCCAUGGUACCUAGCCAACCAAACCAACCAAUUUUGCCAAGUCAGCCUAACCAGCCGUUUUCCCCUAACCAACCAAUCCCACCAAGCCAACCAAUCCAACCCAUCUCACCUAGCCAACCAAUCCCAUCAAGUCAGCCAAGCCAACCAAUCCCAUCAAGCCAAGCAAUCCCACCAACUUGGCCGUCACAGACCCCCAACUCCAUUCCCUCAUCAUGGCAUGGAAACCCUGGGCAGCCAGGAUGGCCUAAUCAGAGCCCCAAAGGAGUUCAACAACAUUCAUGGCCACCUGUCCCACCCACAGGGCCUGUGUCAGUGCCUUUUAACAUGAAUUUUCCACGUGGCAUCUAUGAUAAGAUGAUGCUUACAAUAAGAGGACAGGUGAAGCCUGAUGCAAAAAUGUUUACUGUUAAUUUUCUGCGUGGCAAUGAUAUCGCCUUUCAUGUCAACCCACGAUUCAAUGAGCAAGGAAAGCAGGUCCUUGUUCGCAACCACAAGCUAGGGGACCAGUGGGGACCAGAAGAGAGAAUUCUCCUAGCACCAUUUCCCUUUGUGGCAGGACAGUACUUUGAGAUGAAGAUUCUCUGUACAAUCAAUGAAUUCAAAGUGGCAGUCAAUAACACAGCUGUGUUUGAGUUCAAUCAUCGCAUCAGAGAGGUGAACCAGAUCGAUCGUCUCAACAUUCUCCAUGACGUCAGUCUUAUAUCGGUCAAUGUGGACACGGUUUCUUGAGAUAAACUGGUCUCCAUGUCUUACCCCAUCAACCCUCCAUGCAGACAAUACUCAGGAACUAACAUUAAUUCUGCUGUCCCUUAACACAGUGUUAAUUAAUUUAGGUUGCAAUGCAAAUAUUUCACUAUAGAUGUGUAAAUCCACAGAAUGUUUGACACAUAUACUUGCCAUUCUUCAGUUCAAAGUGGUCUUCAAAUUAAGACCAUCUGAAGGGCUUUUUGUAUCUCUUUCUUACACACACAUUUUUUUCCUUAAUAAAGUACACAGUGAUGUGGUCUUAAGAUAAUCUAUACAAUUGUUAUUCUAGUAUGUAGUCUAUGUAACUAUGCAACAAAACUGAUGUAAAAUGACUACAGUACAGUAUUUAACCACUCAUUUUAUUUUAAGACCAUAAGCAACAGCAUGUGAAAUUAACUCUGCAGUACAGAAGUUACAACCA
Silurus meridionalis is the source of this 1426-nucleotide messenger RNA. RefSeq names its product galectin-3. Gene Ontology annotation, molecular function: IgE binding; carbohydrate binding; laminin binding. Bases 40 to 987 code for a protein of 315 amino acids. Gene Ontology annotation, cellular component: immunological synapse; nucleus. The transcript has 5 exons. Lineage: Eukaryota; Metazoa; Chordata; Actinopteri; Siluriformes; Siluridae. Gene Ontology annotation, biological process: positive chemotaxis; neutrophil chemotaxis; monocyte chemotaxis. The record is from RefSeq and is a predicted model, not a curated record.